Magallana angulata is the source of this 6132-nucleotide messenger RNA. RefSeq lists its product as uncharacterized. The record is from RefSeq and is a predicted model, not a curated record. Gene Ontology annotation, molecular function: protein binding. The coding region runs from base 220 to 3741 and encodes 1173 amino acids. Lineage: Eukaryota; Metazoa; Mollusca; Bivalvia; Ostreida; Ostreidae. The transcript has 33 exons.
GUCAUUUUGCCAAGGAGCAAGAUUUGUAUAAAUAUGGCGGACCAAGUGCUUUCAUUUGGAUAGUUUGAUAAAUAAACUGAUUACUUGGAAAGACAUUGAACAAAUGGAUUUUGAAUGAAGUGUGAUACUAUGGAUUAUUAAAUGUGAAAUACGUUUCAUGCUAAUAAGUUUAACGAAUCAAAAUGCCUCAAAACAAUAAGCAAUAAAGACGACAAAGAAAUGUCUCGCCGCUAUUAUCAGGACUCAAGAUCACCGAGUGCGGUGUUUGUCCCCAUGCCGGUGGACCGAGGGGUGCUGGGAGAAAAGAAAGUGGAGGCAUUACAGCGGCAGAUAGAGAGACUGGAAAAUGACCAGAUGAAGAGGAAAGAACUGAUAGAAAAGUUAUCCAAAAAUCAGGAUAAAAACCAGAGAAAACAUCAAGAAAAGCUGCUGGAAAAGUACAACAAGAAAAACAUACUGACAGAUGAAAUAGAGCGUAUUUAUGGCGAUGAUAAAGGAAGAAAUUUUGUAAAAUCCCCAGCCAGCCCCAGAGUUUUAGAAACAGUGAUGGCUAAACGAACAAAAGAAUUCUCUAUGAAACAGCAAGAAAAGGAACUGGAAACAAAAUACUUGCUGAAAGAGAGAGAAAGGUUACAGAUGGCUCGAGACAGAAUUCGGGAGCAAAGGCGUGCUCUCCUCUCUCCCGCGGAUAGUUCCAUGAGUGAGCCAGACUACCACUACAGGUCAAACAAGAUGGCCGAUCCUCACAGCAGAAUGAGUGUUCGGACCCCGCGGUACAACGACGGCAAGGAAUACAGCGUGGACUCCUAUGUCCAGAACACGAUUAACACGCUCCCGGAAACCAUGGACAGGAUAGCACAGCUCCGUCAAGAUGUUCAGAAACAUUAUGUGUCUUAUGAGAAGCCUUACCGUGGGGAAAUGGGUAUCCAGACCUACCUACCUCAUCAAAUGAAGGGCUAUUUUAUGGUAAGGGGCAUUGUGGAUGACCUAGUUAAUGACUUCCUGAAUCUCCAAUUUCCUGAGGCUGUGCCCAUGAUGGAGAAAGAUGCAUACUAUGCCACUAUUGAGCAGAGAAAAAGAGUGAGACAGCAGACAUUGGAGUCUAUGUCAGAGAGGAAGGCUGUGCAGCUGUUGAUGGAAGAUAUCAUUCUUGAUGUGACGGGGGAGAUGUGUUUGGAGGUCGCCCAGGAGGACCGACAUUCAACAGGAACCAUACAGAACAUGGUGGACCUGAUUAUUAUGAACAGAGCAGAGGCUGUGGCAACACAGAAUGAAGAGGGGAGGCUAUCCAAUGAUAAAGCAUACAAUGUAGUCACAAAACAGUAUUACACAAGUCAGGAAACUAGAGAUUCAAGGCGGCCGGAUCUGUUUUACCACACGGCAAACUUAUCCCUCAAGCCUGAGGCAGACCCCCAGAGGAGAAUAAAGCUCCCACCAGGUGUGGCACCACCCCCUACAGUCGAUGGCAAGGGCAAGAAAUUACCGCCCGCCAAAACGGACAUCAAGGGUAAAAAGGACAAGAAAGUAGUCCCAGGACAGCCUCCUCCCUCUCAACCUGUCAGGUUACCGACCCCUGCGAAAAUUCCAGAGGAAAUAACUGUAGUUCUUGAGAGAGAGGAUCCGGACACCGUAGUAUUAGAAUAUCACCCCAUCAUCCCUGUAGAUAUCAGAAAGUAUGACCCCCUCCCCAACGAUUUACCCGAAACCAAAGCUGUCAAAGAGAGGUACAACUUGUAUUCCCAGAAGGAAAUCCACUACUGGAAGCAAAUCAUUCCCUAUAUAUCUGAGCUAAAAAUGCCAAAAAGAGUCAAAGGUAUCAGCAUAGUGUCCUGCUCCCCCAACAGUAAAUAUGUGGCAUUUGGAUCUCUACGAGGUGAUGCCAUGAUCUUUGACACAGCCUACGACCCUUGGCGACUUAUCAAGGUCAUGGUCAAUGAGAACAAAGGAGAUGAUCCCAUAGUAAACCUGUCCUGGACCAUGGACUGUCAGAGAGUCAUCACCAUCACUCACUCUGGAAGUGUUUUUGUUUACUCCAUGCUGGGUGGAUUAAAGAAAUCCAACACCAGUAGGAUGGGGCUAGGAGCGGAUGAUCUGGGAGUUUUUCCCCAGCAAAUGGGCCUUGUGCUAGACAUGGAUGCCUCAUUCAAAGAUUUCACAUUUCAAGAAGGCCCUCUAGCUGAUGAUGGAGUCUUGACAGAAGUUCAUCUACCCACCUCUGCAUCUUUCUUUCCAUCAUUCUCAUUUCUAGGUGUACAGGACAGUUUCUGUGUUGGUUUGGAGUCUGGAGACAUCUUGAAGUGCGACUUGGAGUUUGUGUUGAAUGCUCCAGGGGAAGGCGACACCCAUAAAUUUGUGGAAUCCAAGAGAGUCUACAACCCCAUGUUAUCAUCAAAGACCUUGAACAUAAUAGGGCGAGGAGUGGAAGGAGAUCUCUUCAAGCAACACAAGGCGCGGAUCAUCCAUUUUAGUUUCAUCGACAACAUCAAUGAACUUGUGUCAGUGGAUGAGGAGGGCUUCAUCUUCAUCUGGAAGUAUACAAGAGAAUGGAAAGCCAGUGUUGGAUGGUUUAAACCAGUGAGGAAAUUCCGACUGUCAAAAACCAAGGACAUGUACCAACCAGCUGAGGGUAAACCCAAGGAUAGAACAUUGAAGCUGGUUUUUACUGAUGGUGCAGCUGCCAUGCCUAACAAGAAGCGCCAGAGAACGCGACAGGAAAUAGCACAGGAAAGGAAACAAAAUAUGAACCUGAUCUUGAACAUGAACCUUGGUGACCCUUGGCAUGUACAAUUUGAUGGAAACAAAUUGAUAGAGGUGUACGCGCCGCGAGGCGUGGUGAAGGACACAGGAGCAGUCUUCCACAUCGUCAUCAAACACAUCGCUACUGACCAGUUGUCAUCGUACGCCACCAGAGUUUACAAACCUGUAAAGAUUAAAUAUUCCAAGAUGUCUGUGAUAUCAACUGCCAAGGGAGAUGCACUCAUAUUUAUGUUACUCUUUCCCUCUUUUCCUCCAAAAGAGCCCCAUGUGACUAUAACAGUUUUUGAUUUGAAGACCUUUGAGUUGCGAGAUUUCAGACGAGAUAUUUAUUUGUCUGAGGCAGAAUUCACAGAGAUGUCAAGAAAUGAUACCACAUUUGCAGAUAUCAGUAGAGUUUUUGGGCCCACUGGAUCAGAGUACCUGUUUAUAUGUCUCCUUGGGGAUUUCAAGGUCAUCUCCUUGACAACAGGACGACAAGUGGUCAGAAUGGAGGACCCUUCAAUUAGAUCUGACGAUGAUGAUGACGAAGAUGAAGGCUAUAGAGGAUGCACCAUCAGGACGGAUGAAUUGCCAUUGGAGGAAAACUCACAAGUGUCGGUGUUGUCAACCAAUGGGAAAAUGCACGCUAUAUUUCAUUCUCCAAAUUCUGGUACUGUAAUGUAUGUGGAGUUUGAAGAUGAGAAUGUGAAAGCUACCAGACGACAAAUGUGGAAGCUGUAUGAUAGACUUGAGCCUGAGAAGAAGCGGUUAAUGCCGGCCGAGCUGAGAGUGGACACUCUGACCAGUGAUCUCGGUGACAAACAGCACCCCUCUGUUGCCAUGCGCUCCAUCGUCCUGGAGAUGAUGGACAAAGCCAUCCAGCUGUCCCACAAGGCUAAAUACACCAAUGAACAGAAGGAUGACUUCAUGCUGUGGGACAGGGUCAACAAUUACAAGCCCCUUGAACAACCGAUAAAUAGCGGGAACAUCCUGACUGGACCUUGAGUGUCUACAACAGAAAAAGAUCUUAAAAAUUGACACAUAACCUGUUCAAUGCUCUACAUACCUGGUCAUCUAAAUACCAGUAUUAGCUGGUACUACUGCUGUACUCUGGACCAUUAUCCAAAACUUCUUCCAGAUGGACUCAACUAGAGAAUUUGACUUAAUUGGAAAACCUUCCAGUAGUGGACUUCCAUUUGACUUACAAUAACAUUCUGAGUUGAUAUCUAUUCCUAUGGGUGCUAGAGCCAUAUAUUUAAACUUUGAAAUGGAAAUCUCAUAAACAAUGUAUAUAUCCACUCAAUCCAUUUGUUUACAGCUGGAUCUGGAUAUUCUUGCAUUUACAGCUAGAUUGGAACACCAGUAAUCCUGUAUUCAUACACCAAGAUCCAUAUGUUUACAUCAAGAUCCAUGGAUUCUUUUACAUGUAUUUACAUUUGGAUUAUUUUUCACACAGCUGGAUCUGUGGAUUUCUGAGGUUCUCUGCUGCUCCAUGCAGUCUUGGAAUUGUUCAUGAUGAAUUAAUUGUGUUCAACCCAAAUCUUAAAAGCUACUUGACACAACUUCUCUUUGAUAUUUUUGGCUUCAGAUUAGAUCAUUGUUGCAUUGUAGAUAUAGUGCCAUUCAUUUCAGCACUUAUUUUUUAAAACAAUAAAAGUUCAUUUUUAUGAUUGACAUUAUUCAUGAUGUAUGUGUGUGAGAAAUGAAAUACUUGUGACUGAACAUCUGUGAAUAUGAACUCAUGGGUAAAACCAAUGGAUAUUUUUAUUUUUUAUGUGGCAUUGAGAUAUAUUUUUGUAGAUAUUACAUGCGUGCUCUGUCAUGUAUUGUAUCAAAUGUUUAUAGUAUGGCUUCCAAGUGCUUCUUCAAUACAUUUAUAACCAAAUAGGUCUUCCUGUUUAUGUACUGUAAAGCUUCCAAGAGAUGUUUUGCCAAACAGUUGUUUUGUAUGCAAUGUUGUAUACAUGAAUUUACAUUAAAUCCAAGCUUUGCACAUAUAAGCUCAAAUCGUAGUAGUUGAUGGUAGUACUCGAAGGUUAGUGAAGUGAAUAUUUACACUGCAAAUGUCAUCUUAAAACUUGUUUUUUUUUCAUUAUUUUCUCAACUGUUUGUGCCAAAUCAUUUUUAGAGAAAUUUCUUUGUUGUUACAUUGAUGUCAUCAUAGCUUCAUUUGUUUAUUUACAGGAAACUUGUGUGCAAAUACUAUUUCUGUGAAAUUAACAUAAUUGAUAAAUUUUGAAAAUUGCAUGUUCUGUUUUUGUGCAUGCAUAUGUAUGAAUUCUUUUUGUUGGCAACAUUGUUUAUUUACAGGAAACUUAUGUACAACCACUUUUUAUGUGAAAUUGACAACUGACAUAAAAUUAACAUAAAAUUGAUGAAGAGUUAUUAUGAAAUAUAUUUGUAAAGUUGAAAGUGCAAAACAUUUCACUCAAAAAACAGCCCCAAAGAGGCCCAAACCUUGUGGAUGUUUAGGGAAGGUUUCCAGUAACUAGGGUCCUUUUUAUUCAUUCUGUUUGUGGGAGAUUUUUUGCAAUAGUUAUUCAAUGAAUAUAAUCUUUCACAAAAGCACAUAUGAUUAUUUCAACAACUGUGAAAAACAUACUUUUGUUAAAGAAAGAAAAUUACAAUGCAUAUCUUUAAUUCUAUGUUUGGUGUCCUUAGAAAUUAUUCUCAACAGAAACCUGUUCAAGAAAGCAAGUUUUCUCAGGUGCUCCCGUAAUAAAAAAAAACCUGGUGUUAUAGGUCCUUGUACAAUAUAUAUGUGGAAUUAUGUCAGUUGUAAAUGCCUGCAAGGGCUGCCCCUGCUUAACAGGUCUCAAAAAUCAGAACAUCAGUAGUUAUCAACAGUUAGAUAGAACCAUUUUAACAGGAGCUUGGACUUUGGGUAGUUGUGUCAAACAGCACUGUGACUGUCUAUUUUAUUGUAGGCCACUCAGUCAUGGCUCUUUGAAAUCAACAAGAUUUGUCAGGCUUUUGAGCUAAGGCUACGCAAUCGGUGUAUAUUUCGCUUGAAACCAGCGUCAUUUUAACUUGUUUUGACACAAGAAAUAGAUAGUUACAUCCUACUGAAAGUCCAAGGACUUGUUAAAAUGGUUCUAAAUGUUUAGUUAACUCUGUGAACUCUGUCAUAAUUAUAUUCAACUAGUAUUAAAUCAUUGACAGUAGAUCUCUACAUGUGUAUAUUGUUUUUUGCUCUCUUUGCCUCUAAUGCGAAACAUUGAUAUUCACCAAACAUUACACUGUAUGUACAUCUCUUUGUUUGAUCUUACCUCAGUUUUUUUUCACUUUGUGUUUACUUAUUUCUGAGUAGCAAAGAAAAGCUGUACAAUUAGUAAAAUGUGUAAUAAUUUGUUAUUUAUAUUGUUAUCUGUGAUACUAUAGUAAACAUUAGCAAUA